GAGCUUGAUCAUUCUGUCUCACCCUUUCAAUGGCUUCCAGAGCUUCAUUUACUGAUGAUUCGAGGAUGAUCAAGAAGACAAUGCCAAAAUCUCUGCUGCUCAGGGACUAUUUACUCGAUGAUAUGAGCUCCUGUUCUUCCAAUGGCUUCCGCUCGUAUCCUCGUCGUCAAUGUUGCACCACUGUUCGAUUCCUGGUGGAAAUUGAUCUUAACAAAAACAGUAAGCUGCCUUCGAAGCAGCGACGACCGUCGACUGUGGAAACCAAACCAAAACAAUUGUCGGUGCUCCAGAGAGCUUCUGCUGUGAUGGUUAAUGCAUUCAAGCAUUUUCCCUUCGCCGGCGCUAGGAAUUCUAGGAAGACUAAUUUUCUGCCGAGGAGUCUCUCUCGGAAGCUCUUGAAGCAUGGCUUCUGGAAGAAAACCGAUCAUAACAACGAGAUCAAACGGUUGAAAUCGUUUGGCGAUUUGAUCAAAGAGAAGGAAACUCCUCCGCCUCCAUCACCGUCGAAAUUCUCAACCGCCGUUACGACCACAACCACGGCGGAGCUCACCAGCUCAACGAGCAACAGUAACAGCGACAGCUGGUCCGAUAGCGACUUUACCACCACCACCACCACCACCACUGACAGCUUCACCACAGGUAAUUCUUCGGAUGUUAACACAUCUCAAAACGACGUCGUGAAUGAUAUACAGGAGAAAAAGAAGAUAGCAAACGGAAAGGGCGUUGGAGCAACCGCCAUGGCCACCACCUAUUCUUCCACUACCGAAAACGUAAAGGACAAGCAGCAAAACGAUUUGGUUGAGCAAUUUAGUCCUGUUUCUGUGAUGGAUUUUCCAUCUAAUAACGACAAUGAUGUGGCUGGUGAAGAUGAAGAUGAAGUUUCUUCGAUAUUCCAACGAACAAAAAGAUUGAUGCAUAAGACUCGAAGAAUUGAGGGUGUUCCUCAACUUGAGCCUAUCAAAUUAGAGGAUCGGAUGACUAGAUUGGUUGUUGAACCAACACAUGCAUGUCAUGAGUUUGAACAAGAAGAUAAACAACUUGAAAAUAAAGCAGUUGCAUUACUUCAAUUGAUGAUAUCAACAAAUUCUCAUCGUUUUUUCAAAUCUGAAGCCGUGAAGAGCCUCUUAUUAGGGUUUUUUAAAGAGAGAAUGUUUGAAGAAAACAUAUCAGAUUAUGAAAUGUUGCAUACAACAAGAGAGUGGAUGGACGGUCAAACACAAGAGUUGUUUUUAGAUUGGGAGUCUCAAAAGAAUAGGCAAACGUAUGCUAGAGCAAUGGAGAAAGGUGUGAAAUGGUCAGAUUAUGGUGAGGAAGAUGAGAAAAAGGAUAUUGGUUUGGAGUUGGAGCAUGAGGUUUUUACUUCACUCGUCGAUGAUAUUUUGCUAGAUUUUCAUCUGUAAGUGUUUGGCAUUUGGAAUUGAGAUUUUCAAUUGGGAAAGUUUCGUUCUUAUAUGCCAAAUGGUCAUGCUACAACUUGUAGAGACCAAUGUUUUGAACGUCAAAUUAGAGUAUUUUAAUCUGUUAUGAUAGAAUAUGUUGAAUUUUCAAACUAUCAGUUGUUUGUCAAUU
This is a messenger RNA of Cynara cardunculus var. scolymus (artichoke), 1569 nucleotides long. RefSeq lists its product as uncharacterized. Lineage: Eukaryota; Viridiplantae; Streptophyta; Magnoliopsida; Asterales; Asteraceae. The coding region runs from base 30 to 1400 and encodes 456 amino acids. The transcript is spliced from 3 exons. The record is from RefSeq and is a predicted model, not a curated record.